Sinocyclocheilus rhinocerous is the source of this 1081-nucleotide messenger RNA. RefSeq names its product gastrula zinc finger protein XlCGF8.2DB-like. Gene Ontology annotation, cellular component: nucleoplasm. Gene Ontology annotation, biological process: negative regulation of transcription by RNA polymerase II; regulation of cytokine production; regulation of immune system process. The coding region runs from base 16 to 879 and encodes 287 amino acids. Gene Ontology annotation, molecular function: RNA polymerase II cis-regulatory region sequence-specific DNA binding; DNA-binding transcription repressor activity, RNA polymerase II-specific. The transcript has a single exon. NCBI's taxonomy places the organism in Eukaryota, Metazoa, Chordata, Actinopteri, Cypriniformes, Cyprinidae. The record is from RefSeq and is a predicted model, not a curated record.
UGUCUUGAUGUUCACAUGAGGAUUCGUUCAGGAGAGAAACCGUACACAUGUGAUCAGUGCGGGAAGAGUUUCACAAAAAAAGGAAACCUUACAAAACAUAUGAGAGUUCAUACUGGAGAGAAGCCAUUCACUUGUGAUCAGUGUGGGAAGAGUUUCACACAAUCUGCAGACCUUAAGAAACACAUGAACAUCCACACUAGAGAGAAACCAUACAAGUGUUCACACUGUGACAAGAGAUUCAGUUGGUCAGUUCACCUGAAAAGACAUGAGAGGAUCCACACUGGAGAGAAACCGUACACAUGCGAUCAGUGCGGGAAGAGUUUCACACGAAAAGGAAACCUUAAGGGGCAUAUGAGAGUUCAUACCGGAGAGAAACCAUUCACUUGUGAUCAGUGUGGGAAGAGUUUCACACAAUCAUCAAACCUUAAGGAUCACAUGAACAUCCACACUAGAGAGAAGCUGCAUGCAUGCGAUCAGUGCUGCAAAAUAUUUUUGAGGGCUUCAGUUCUGAAGAAACACCUGAAAGUUCAUUCAAAGGAGAAGCCACAUUCAUGUUAUUUGUGUGGAAAGAGAUUUUCACAUUUACAAAGUUUAAAAGAACAUCAGAAAAUACAUAUUGGUGUGAGAGAGUACAUGUGCUUUGAGAGUGAAAAAACUUUUACUUCAGCAAAGUGUUUAAAACUGCAUGAGAGGAUCCACACUGGAGAGAAACCUUACAAAUGUUCACAGUACGACAAGAGAUUCAGUGAUUCAGGACAUCUGAAAACACAUGAGAGGAUCCACACUGGAGAGAAACCGUAUCACUGCACUGCAUGUGGGAAGUGUUUCAGUCGUUCAUCUUCUCUACACAGUCAUACAAAAAACUAUCACAGUAAGUAGAUCAUCUUCAGAUCCAGCACUUUCAGGUCUGAUGCUGCGACCUCAACAAAUGCCAGACAAUAAUGCAUCAUGCAAUAAAAUAUCAUCUGGAUAAAUCUGUCCAAACCAGACAUUACAAGAAACAAUAGAAACAUCAUCUAAAGUUUUCACAGUGAAUAAAGUUAAUCUUCAUCUUCAAAACCAGCAAAACUGUGAGAUUCAG